CACACGUUCUAGUUAAGACUUGAGCCAACCAUCACUACCCUUUUCUCAGAUCAUUUCCUCUCAUCAAUAUUCAGGUCGGAAACAAUGGCUGCAGUUACAACACAAGCUUCCAUUGCAGUUUUCCGGCCAUGCGCCUCGAAAACCAGGUUCCUUACUGGAUCAUCUGGCAAGUUGAACAGGGAAGUUUCCAUUAGACCAUCAACCUCUUCAUCCACCACUUCAUUCAAAGUUGAAGCCAAGAAAGGCGAAUGGCUACCGGGCUUGGCCUCUCCUCCCUAUCUUGAUGGCAGGCUUCCCGGUGACAAUGGCUUUGAUCCACUGGGGCUAGCCGAGGACCCCGAAAACUUGAGAUGGAUGAUCCAGGCUGAGCUUGUCAACAGUCGAUGGGCUAUGCUGGGAGUUGUUGGAAUGAUAUUACCCGAAGUGCUCACUAAGAUUGGAAUCAUUAAUGCUCCUAACUGGUACGAUGCUGGGAAAGCUGAAUACUUUGCAUCAUCAUCGACGCUUUUCGUGAUCGAGUUCAUCCUGUUCCACUACGUCGAGAUCAGGAGAUGGCAAGACAUCAAGAACCCAGGAUGUGUUAACCAAGAUCCUAUCUUCAAGAGCUACAGUUUGCCCCCUCAUGAGUGUGGCUACCCAGGUAGUAUUUUCAACCCUCUGAACCUUGCCCCUACCGAGGAGGCCAAAGAAAAGGAGUUAGCCAAUGGGAGAUUGGCCAUGUUGGCUUUCUUAGGAUUCAUCAUCCAGUACAAUGUCACUGGAGAAGGACCGUUCGACAACCUGUUGAAGCACCUUUCAGACCCAUGGCACAACACAAUCGUCCAAACAUUUGCGGGUAAAUAAACGAGUAUGAUGGAGCUUGUAACAAAUGAGUGAAUGGUUUUGAUUGGAGAUGGAACAAAUUUUAGAUCUUUGAUGUACAGUGAAACUAAGAUGGCAAUUACUACCAUUCAUAUUUUGUCAGCUACAUCAAUCAACAGAACAGAAUUUACACCGAGUAUGCGAUGGGGACGAAGCGUUGUAGUU
This is a messenger RNA of Coffea eugenioides, 1026 nucleotides long. RefSeq names its product chlorophyll a-b binding protein 4, chloroplastic. Gene Ontology annotation, cellular component: membrane. Bases 85 to 843 code for a protein of 252 amino acids. NCBI's taxonomy places the organism in Eukaryota, Viridiplantae, Streptophyta, Magnoliopsida, Gentianales, Rubiaceae. The transcript is spliced from 3 exons. Gene Ontology annotation, biological process: response to light stimulus; photosynthesis, light harvesting in photosystem I. The record is from RefSeq and is a predicted model, not a curated record.